Botrytis porri is the source of this 450-nucleotide messenger RNA. RefSeq lists its product as uncharacterized. Lineage: Eukaryota; Fungi; Ascomycota; Leotiomycetes; Helotiales; Sclerotiniaceae. The transcript has a single exon. The coding region runs from base 1 to 450 and encodes 149 amino acids. The record is from RefSeq and is a predicted model, not a curated record.
AUGUCUAUGGUCGUCGUCCGCUUCACCCGACUCCCCACACCCCCCCUCACAAUCAACUCCAGCAAUGCCCACGACUACACCCCCUGGUACGAAGCCCUGCAGACUAAGUACCAUUCCUCCGCCACGGAAGCAUGGAGCGCUCUCUCCAGCAACAUCGUCUCUGCCAUCCACAACCACUACCGCCACUACCAGUACUGGAACUACAAGAUCUGCAAGAUGGAGAUCCUGUGGAAGUUGGGGCGUGGUCAGAAUGCCCCUCAGAUACUCUAUGAGUAUGCGGUGAAUGAUGAGUAUUUGGAAUUGCACGAGGGACAGCAUGAGAGGAUUGUGGCGGCGUUGGCGUUGCAGAAUAGGGCGAGUGGGGAUUUUAUGGCGGUGGAGUAUAUGGCGGGGUCGUCGAGUCAGGGGCAGGUGGGGUUGGUGUCGUUUAUGGAGUUGGAGAAGGUUUGA